AUGGCAAUCGACCACACCACUCUAUUCGUCCCCGAAGCCAAAUUCCAAGAAUGCCUCAACUUCUACCUUUCAGCCCUCAAACCACUUGGCUAUGAAGUUCGCCAUCAAUACGGCGAGUUCGUCGUUGGACUAGGAUCCAUAAACGAAGACCUGGAUAGUUACAAACGAGCCGACUUCUGGGUCUUCGGAACAAAGACUGUACCUGAGCGUGCUGCUCAUAUCGCAUUUACCUCUCACGAUCAUGCUUCUGUUGACGCUUUCCAUGCCGCGGCGAUUGAGGCUGGUGGGAAGGAUAAUGGUCUGCCAAGUUUAAGGGAGUUUUAUCAUCCUAAGUAUUAUGCUGCUUUUGUGUUGGAUCCGGCGGGGAAUAAUAUUGAGGUUGUUGAUCAUGGGGUUUCUUUGGAUGCGUGA
Molecule: messenger RNA, 411 nt
Organism: Aspergillus oryzae RIB40
Lineage: Eukaryota; Fungi; Ascomycota; Eurotiomycetes; Eurotiales; Aspergillaceae
Product: VOC family protein
Exons: 2
Coding region: 1-411 (136 amino acids)
Source: RefSeq, a predicted model, not a curated record